Molecule: messenger RNA, 2166 nt
Organism: Pistacia vera
Lineage: Eukaryota; Viridiplantae; Streptophyta; Magnoliopsida; Sapindales; Anacardiaceae
Product: protein GRAVITROPIC IN THE LIGHT 1
Exons: 1
Coding region: 138-1655 (505 amino acids)
Biological process (GO): response to red or far red light; negative gravitropism
Source: RefSeq, a predicted model, not a curated record
CCAAAGCAGUAGCAGUAGCAGCAGUACAACUCAAGACUUUUUCACUCUUCUCUUUUAUUUGUUUUUGUAAAGUCUUGAGUACAAAAAAAGCUCUAUUUUAUUCUCAAAGAAUAAUAAAGAGCAAAGCAAUCUUUGCCAUGCCUGAGAUUAUGGAUGGCUCCUCUGCAAUAACAACAACAACAACAGCUAAACCCCCACAAAUCUCUGAAAUGUUUCAGAAAUUUGCACUUGCUUUCAAGACCAAAACCUUUGAAUUCUUCGCUGAUGAAGAUGAUCAUGAUCCUUCCGAUUCCGAAGGUUUUGCUCUCCUCGACUCCACGGAAGACUUUAUCACCGACCAAAAAGUCGUCGUGAUCAAGCCUGACCGGCCUCACAACUUAAGGGAACUUUCGCCACCCAAAUCGCCAAAUUUAGGUGCUAAAGUUACAGAGACCCAGUUGGUGAAAUCUGAACAAACGCACAAAAAGUCUUUUGUGAAUAUCCAGAUGACUCAUACCUUGAUUUCUUCAGUUUUUGCUACCGUUUCGUCUUUUGAAGCUUCGUAUCUUCAGUUACAGACAGCACAUGUACCGUUUGUUGAAGAAAAUAUAAAGGUGGCUGAUAGGGCUCUGGUUUCACAUCUUCAGAGACUAUCUGAUUUCAAGAAAUUCUUUAGGGAUUUUUUUAAAAGUCCUGAUUUUGUUGAUUCAGAGGAAGAUUUGGCUAUUGGGUCUCGCUUAGAACAUCAAGUGCAAGAGAAUCAAAGCAAGUUGAGAACUCUAGGAACUGUUUCCGAUCGCUUACAAGAAGAGAUUGAUCAAAAAGAUAGCCAAGUUGCUGCUUUGAGGAAGCAAUUGGGUGAGAUUCGUAACUGUAAUUCAAAGCUUUCGAAAAAAUUAUCCAAUAAUUUGAAUUCAUCAUUCGAUGUUCUUCUAACUCUUAGGGUUUUUGAUUCUGUGCUACAUGAUGUUUGUAGAACAACUCAUAAGUUUACUAAGAUUUUGAUUGAUUUGAUGAGAAAAGCUGGGUGGGAUUUGGAUUUGGCCGCCAAUUAUGUUUAUCAUGAUAUUAAUUAUGUCAAGAAGGGGCAUAACCGUUAUGCGUUUCUGUCAUACGUUUGUCUUGGGAUGUUUCGAGGUUUUGAUUUAGAAGGAUUUGGUUUUUGUGAGAAUGAUAUUAUGUGUAAUGGGCACAAUUCAGAAUGUGGUAAAAGUACUACUUCAUUGAAGCAAUUACUUGAGCAUGUAUCUUGCAAUCCUUUGGAGAUGAUCACUAGGGAUCAUAAAUGUGAAUUCUCAAAGUUUUGUGAAAGGAAGUACCAAGAGCUUAUUCACCCUACAAUGGAAUCAUCGAUUUUCAGCAAUUUGGAUCAAAAUGAAGCGGUUUUGAGUUCGUGGAGAUCACUCAGUGAAUUCUAUGAGUCAUUUGUUAGUAUGGCUAGUUCGAUAUGGACUCUUCAUAAGUUGGCCUUCUCAUUUGAUCCUGUAGUUGAGAUUUUUCAAGUUGAAAGAGGGGUUGAUUUUUCUAUGGUUUACAUGGAAGAUGUUACAAGGAGGAGCAGUUUGAUGGGUAAAGCUAGGGCAAAGGUGGGGUUCACAGUGGUUCCAGGUUUUAAGGUUGGGAGGACAGUGAUUCAGUCUCAGGUUUAUAUAUGUGGCUUGAAGUGUACAGAGUAGUUGUUCCUGAUUUCACCCAGUAGAGAGUCAAGAACUAGAUGUUCAUCCAUGUCAAAAUCAGGAAAAAGGCAAACGUGGGUUUGACAGAGGUUCCAGGUUUUGGUUUGAAUCUCUGCACUAUAAUCUGUUGGGGUAGGGAUUCCCGGGAUACCAUAGUGAUACCUGAAUCCUAAGGAUUCAGUCGGGAGUAUAAUGGAUGUUGUUAAUUACUGAGCAUUCCAAACUCCUUCGUGAGCUAUCUCCUUGCGGCACUGGGCACAGCAACUGACUGUGUUAUGACAGCUCUUUCGGCUACAUUCUGAUACUAAGCUAUAUCCCAAUCUGGGUUGUGAAUUUUCUUUUCUUUUCUUAGGUUUCUUAUGUUUGAGUCCUUAGUAGAAAUGCUUGUAAAGCCUUUUUUAUUUCUUUACUUUCAUUUGUUGUUAGUUUGUGAGUUCUUCUUAACACAAGAAAUACGGUACCAAUGUAUCCAUAUUAGAUUAUCUGAUAUAUAACAGUCUGACUUUAAAUC